Telopea speciosissima is the source of this 735-nucleotide messenger RNA. RefSeq lists its product as uncharacterized. Lineage: Eukaryota; Viridiplantae; Streptophyta; Magnoliopsida; Proteales; Proteaceae. The coding region runs from base 69 to 644 and encodes 191 amino acids. The record is from RefSeq and is a predicted model, not a curated record. The transcript has a single exon.
AGAGAGAGAGAGAGAGAGAGAGAGAGAGAGAGAGAGAGAGUUGGGUCCAGGCGGAGGGGCCAUCAGCCAUGGCGGAAGACUAUGAGCAGCACCAAAUGGUCCCCAAAGAGACAGCAAUACAAGCCCUGAACACCAUCAUACAGCUCCAUUUCGAGAAAACCCUUGAGAAGAAACGUGCUGUGGAUCAGCAAAAGAAGGAGCUGUGGAGGCUCUUCCAGCUUUUCUUCCUCUUCCUGGCGCUUGUAUUGGGUGCUCAGGUUCAGUCACCCAGGCUUCAAUGUCGGCACUGUUGGGUACCCAUCGGACUCAUCUCCCUGGGUCACCUCAUCUUCUAUGUCUCCGUUGCUCAGACCCUCCGAUGCAUCAAUGGCUUCAAGUACCAGAGGCGUUGCCAUAAACUGACGUUAGCCCUAGCCACCGAUCGCCUUAAGCACCUCAAGAUGAGGGCCGGAGCCGAAGCUGCUGCUGCUGCCGCCGGAGACAUGGGUCUCGGAGACGAAACGUACGAGUUGGAGAUACACUACCAGGAACCACCGGAGAGUUACUUCGCCAAGUUCAAGAGGAACUGGGCUUUGCAUUUUGGCUUCUUGAUCCUCACCUACGCUUUCAUGGUUUCUUCCUCCGUUGUCCUCCUCUGUUUCUAGACCUACAAAGUUAAUUUCUUCUGCUGGGUUCAAUUAAUGUUCUAGAUGGACUGGAAUUUGGCUCUUGAAUUGAGGUCGUGGUAGUUGUCGC